CCUGCGCCCGCCGUUCCGUGGCGGGAAAGCGGGGCCUGUACUGACGGGGGAGAGUCUUAAGUGUCCUCGGUCGGCAACUCGGGGCCUGAUAUUCUCAGCUUGAGGGACCGACCUGAAACUUCAAGACCACCUCGCCCUUCCCCUGUCCCGGAAACCCCAGGAACGAGCCGGCGGCGUCUUCGUUCCGGAGACGAGUGACUGAAAGGCCCAGGCAGUGCCCCGGGAACACGCACCGGGAGCCGGGGAGAACAGUCACUGCUCUAGGCACUGGGAAUACAGCAGUGACAGUAAUUGCCGCUAAUGCUGGGAAUUUUCAGACAAGCUCUCCCCUAAAACAGCCUUUUGCUGCCUGGAAGAAUGUUCGCCUGAAUGUUAGUCCUUAUCUUCUGGGGUGAAGUAACCAUGCAGGCAUUUCUAAAAGGCACAUGUAUCAGCACUAAACCACCAUUGACCAAGGAUCGAGGAGUAGCUGCCACUGCCAGAAGUAGUGGAGAGAACAAGAAAGCCAAACCUGUUCCAUGGGUGGAAAAAUAUCGCCCGAAAUGUGUGGAUGAAGUUGCUUUCCAGGAAGAAGUGGUUGCAGUGCUGAAAAAGUCUUUAGAAGGAGCUGAUCUCCCUAAUCUCUUGUUUUAUGGGCCUCCUGGAACUGGAAAAACAUCCACUAUUUUGGCAGCAGCUAGAGAACUCUUUGGGCCUGAACUUUUUCGAUUGAGAGUUCUUGAGUUAAAUGCAUCUGAUGAACGUGGAAUACAAGUAGUUAGAGAGAAAGUGAAGAAUUUUGCCCAAUUAACUGUGUCAGGAAGUCGUUCAGACGGGAAGCCAUGUCCUCCUUUUAAGAUUGUUAUUCUGGAUGAAGCAGAUUCUAUGACCUCUGCUGCUCAGGCAGCUUUAAGACGUACCAUGGAGAAAGAGUCUAAAACCACCCGAUUCUGUCUCAUCUGUAACUAUGUCAGUCGAAUAAUUGAACCGCUGACCUCUAGAUGUUCUAAAUUCCGCUUCAAACCUCUGUCAGAUAAAAUUCAACAGCAGCGACUACUAGACAUCGCUGAUAAAGAACAUGUCAAAAUUAGCAAUGAGGGAAUAGCUUACCUUGUUAAAGUGUCAGAAGGAGACUUAAGAAAAGCUAUUACAUUUCUUCAGAGUGCUACUCGAUUAACAGGUGGAAAGGAAGUCACAGAAAAGGUGAUCACAGAUAUUGCUGGGGUAAUACCAGCAAAGACAAUUGAUGGAGUAUUUGCUGCAUGUCAGAGUGGCUCUUUUGACAAACUAGAAGCUGUAGUAAAGGACUUGAUAGAUGAGGGUCAUGCAGCAACUCAGCUUGUAAAUCAACUUCAUGAUGUGGUUGUAGAAAAUGAUCACCUUUCUGAUAAGCAGAAGUCUAUUAUUACGGAGAAGCUUGCUGAAGUAGACAAAUGUUUAGCAGACGGUGCUGAUGAGUAUCUGCAACUGAUCAGUCUUUCUGCUACCGUGAUGCAGCAAUUAACUCAGAAUUGUUAAACCAUGUGUUUUGUAAAAUGAUUUUUAAUAAAAUGACCAAAGCACCUUUAAA
Molecule: messenger RNA, 1549 nt
Organism: Vicugna pacos (alpaca)
Lineage: Eukaryota; Metazoa; Chordata; Mammalia; Artiodactyla; Camelidae
Source: RefSeq, a predicted model, not a curated record